GGAGUACAAGCCUAUCGAUCGUUUAACAGCAUGCACCUGUGGAUCGAUCGCCUAUAAAUUCGUCUCCAGUUGGUUCAUCCUCUUCCAUAUCUCACCCCCUCUCGCUUAAUAGCACAUCUUGUCCGUCUUAGCUUUGCAUUACAUCCAUGGCGGCAAAGAUGGCGAAGAACGUGGACAAGCCGCUCUUCACCGCGACGUUCAACGUCCAGGCCAGCUCGGCGGACUACGCCACCUUCAUCGCCGGCAUCCGCAACAAGCUCCGCAACCCGGCGCACUUCUCCCACAACCGCCCCGUGCUGCCGCCGGUCGAGCCCAACGUCCCGCCGAGCAGGUGGUUCCACGUCGUGCUCAAGGCCUCGCCGACCAGCGCCGGGCUCACGCUGGCCAUCCGCGCGGACAACAUCUACCUGGAGGGCUUCAAGAGCAGCGACGGCACCUGGUGGGAGCUCACCCCGGGCCUCAUCCCCGGCGCUACCUACGUCGGCUUCGGCGGCACCUACCGCGACCUCCUCGGCGACACCGACAAGCUGACCAACGUCGCUCUCGGCCGGCAGCAGCUGGCGGACGCGGUGACCGCGCUCCACGGGCGCACCAAGGCCGACAAGACCUCCGGCCCGAAGCAGCAGCAGGCGAGGGAGGCGGUGACGACGCUGCUCCUCAUGGUGAACGAGGCCACGCGGUUCCAGACGGUGUCGGGGUUCGUGGCCGGGCUGCUGCACCCCAAGGCAGUGGAGAAGAAGAGCGGGAAGAUCGGCAAUGAGAUGAAGGCCCAGGUGAACGGGUGGCAGGACCUGUCCGCGGCGCUGCUGAAGACGGACGUGAAGCCCCCGCCGGGAAAGUCGCCAGCGAAGUUCACGCCGAUCGAGAAGAUGGGCGUGAGGACGGCGGAGCAGGCGGCGGCUACGCUGGGGAUCCUGCUGUUCGUGGAGGUGCCGGGUGGGUUGACGGUGGCCAAGGCGCUGGAGCUGUUUCAUGCGAGUGGUGGGAAAUAGGUAGUUUUGCAGGUAUACCUGCAUGGGUAUUGUAAAAGUCGAAUAAAAAUGUCACAGAGUGACGGACUGAUAUAAAUAAAUAAAUAAAUAAACAUGUCACAGAGUGACAGACUGAUAUAAAUAAAUAAAUAGCAGAAUAAAUAAACAUGUCCAGUUUAUAUUGUGUCCAA
This is a messenger RNA of Hordeum vulgare subsp. vulgare (domesticated barley), 1162 nucleotides long. RefSeq names its product protein synthesis inhibitor II. Gene Ontology annotation, biological process: negative regulation of translation. Gene Ontology annotation, molecular function: rRNA N-glycosylase activity. The record is from RefSeq and is a predicted model, not a curated record. NCBI's taxonomy places the organism in Eukaryota, Viridiplantae, Streptophyta, Magnoliopsida, Poales, Poaceae. Bases 147 to 992 code for a protein of 281 amino acids. The transcript has a single exon.